This is a messenger RNA of Phymastichus coffea, 1089 nucleotides long. Its product is annotated as trypsin-1-like. The transcript has 4 exons. Bases 1 to 846 code for a protein of 281 amino acids. Gene Ontology annotation, molecular function: serine-type endopeptidase activity. Gene Ontology annotation, biological process: proteolysis. The record is from RefSeq and is a predicted model, not a curated record. NCBI's taxonomy places the organism in Eukaryota, Metazoa, Arthropoda, Insecta, Hymenoptera, Eulophidae.
AUGAGGUUUGUCAUUGGUAUCUUGGCAUUAUUUUUUCUGGUCGAGGCCAGCAAUAGUUUAUCAGUGCGUGACCCUUGGCUUUCAAAAACUUAUGGUCUUAGAAUAAUCGGAGGUAAAGAUGCCAAACCUGGUCAAUUCCCAUAUCAAGCUUCAAUACAAUGGCGUCUUCCACCAAUCUUACCCUACACUCAUUCCUGUGGAGCUUCGAUCUUGAACGAAUAUUGGAUAUUAACGGCUGCUCACUGUGUCACCAGUGCACCAAAGAUCGGCAAUACUAACAUCAAGGUUGGCAAGCAUCAUAUUUUCAAUGACAACAAGUUUACGCAGACUCAUGAGAUUGCAUUAAAAAUCGUGCAUGAAUCAUACACUGGGGACGUUGCACCAUAUGACAUCGCGUUGUUCAAACUGAAGACUCCAAUAAAAUUCAACGAACGCGUACAGCCAAUUCAACUUCCAGAGCAAGACAAAGUACACAGCGGUAAUGCAGUACUCAGUGGCUGGGGAUUGAUCUCAAAAAAUUGGCUACCCAAAAUGACGACGAUCCUGCAAACUGCCGUUGUGCCCAUUAUACAGAAUGACGAGUGUAAAGCUGCCAUCAAGGCUAUCGAAUCAUCUGGUGAAUUAUACCCUACUCAAAUGUGUAGUGGACCUUUAGACGGCACUACUUCCGCUUGUUCGGGCGAUUCGGGUGGACCACUGGCAGUUCACGAUAAGAAUAACAAGCCGGUGCUGGCGGGUAUCGUCUCGUGGGGCAUGUACCCGUGUGGUUCGAUUGGCGCACCGUCUGUGUACACUCGUGUCUCGUCCUACGUUGACUGGAUCAACAAGAAGAUGAGUGAAAACUAGAGUUGCAACGACUGUUUAAAUUAUUUGCCGUGAAGUUUUUUUUUCAAUUGCUGUUUGUUUGAACUUGAACUUUGACGUUAGACGAUUUUCUAACGUGUUGUUGAGGGUUAUUAUGAUUUUCGGUUGUGUUUUUCCUCGACUGAAGUGAUUUUGAAAAACUGAAUUGCGAAGUAUGUUCAAAUGACUGACACAGAAUAAAACAAUGGUGUAUUUCCACAACCUGUUUCAUUUAAGUUUCGGAAA